Molecule: messenger RNA, 1828 nt
Organism: Lobosporangium transversale
Lineage: Eukaryota; Fungi; Mortierellomycota; Mortierellomycetes; Mortierellales; Mortierellaceae
Exons: 1
Coding region: 113-1774 (553 amino acids)
Source: RefSeq, a predicted model, not a curated record
UUUAAAAAAGAAAAAAAAUGCAACACAAAAAAAAAAAAAAUCUCUUUCUUCUACAACCAAACAGUUUCUUUACUUCUGCCUACACACACACAUUUCAUUUCUCUCAUAGAAUAUGCAACCAACACUCUUUUCCAACGUGAGAACAAACCUCUCUCAAUUGCCUCGAUCCAUCUCCCCACAUUUGCCUUCACCCGGGUCUCCUCCUUCAUCCUCAUCAAUCCGCCGUUCGCCAUAUCUGCGCUCUCGAUCCUCAUCUCCUUCUCCUCAACGAUUUGCCAGUGUACUUGCCUAUCAUCCAGCAUUUCCUAGUGAUUCUAAAGACCCCAGUAGAAAGCACAAAGAUACAUCUUCAACGGUGGAAUGGUCGCAUCUCGAUCCAAAACAGCAACAGCAACAACAGCAACAGCAGCAACAGCAGCAACAGCAGCAACAGCUACGGGCACAACAGCAGCAGCAAGAUAGACUUGAUCAUAGGAUAGAGUAUAUAGACAAAAGCGACAACAACGGAGAAAGAAAAAACAGAAAUGAAAGUCCUAGCCGUCUCGCUUUCAGAAACUCGGAAGACAGUUGGAGACGAUUUGAGAUCGACUCCACCGCAAGUUCCCCUUCAUCAUUAUCACCUCCAACAGGCUCUCGUUCUACUUUCGAAUCAUCAUUGCCCAUUUCCUCCAGACCUGCUUCCCCUUCUCCCCUUUCUAGACGACUCUACACGGAACUGAUUGAAUGUGCGUCCCUUAGUAAAAGCAAAGAGUCCAAAGCAACAGAAAGUAGUAAUGAUAGUGCUAAUGGCAAUGGCAAUGGCAAUGGCGACAAAGGGUCAGUACGACGAUCCAUUAGAGCAAAAAGCACUAGUGCUAGCCCAGCUCCGUCAGGCGACAUGUUUACAGCUGUCUUUGACUCGGGGCUUCAAAUCAAGAAAAUGAGCGAUCAAGGUACAUGUACAGGAAAAAACAAUCAUCAAAAUCAUAGUGGUACAAGGCCAAUAAGAGAAGGACAAACCAUAGCCAUCAAAUCGCCCCCUCAACAAACAUCAACACCCGCAGUGACUUCGCCACUUCUGGACUCUUCUGCCAUGAAUACCAUCACGACUCCUUCAUUUCCUCCACAAGACUUCAACAACGGCCCAUGUAUAGUAUCAAAAGAGGCUCGACAUAUUCUGGAUUUACCUUCAUUGAUUGGGCAGGACCCUGAUAUGAUCGCUGAGGUAUUGACAGUGCCAAUCCCUGCUCAGCCAGCUUCCACUAGUCGCAUCAACAUGUCUGACUCUGCAUCUAGCUUCAGCUCCACACAUGAUGAUGAUGGUGAUGCUGAAACUGCUGCCCAAGAUACUAGUGAGGAUGUGGAUACAACCAAUAGUGAAACUACUCCAUUAUUGUCGUCUUCACUAUCAGAUCCUAAUCUGACUAGAAAAGCACGGCUGGCAGCCAAGGCGAUGACGGAACGAUAUGCAGGCAAAAAUCUGAACAUGACGGAGACAGAGGCUCAUAGGAUGGUUCAAUUGAUGGCUGCUGAAAUUGUAUCGUUACAUGAGGAACGACAAGAGAUGUUACAAAAGAUGGAGCAAGCCAAACGGGACAUGUUGGAGGCAGCUCAGUUACUGAGAAUGAGGGCUGCUGCUGACCAAGCUGCCACGGCAACAACCACCUCGCAGGCACAGCCAACCCAUGAAGAAGAAUUGAAGAACAUAUCGUUUACAGGCCAACGACAGAGACAGAAGCGGGGCUCGGUUGAAAUAACUCCAGAGCAAAAAGAAUUACAAAACAAAAAUGAGUGAAUAGGAGUAAUAAAAUCCGCUUUUGAGAGAGUUGUGCUUGCUUGCUUGCUUACU